Messenger RNA from Mucor mucedo, 1288 nucleotides. RefSeq lists its product as uncharacterized. The transcript has 2 exons. NCBI's taxonomy places the organism in Eukaryota, Fungi, Mucoromycota, Mucoromycetes, Mucorales, Mucoraceae. Bases 71 to 1144 code for a protein of 357 amino acids. The record is from RefSeq and is a predicted model, not a curated record.
UUUGAAAACGGCUUCCUCUUCUUUUUAUAUAUUUUCAUACCUCUUUCCCCUUUUCUUUUAUUCUUUUAAAAUGUCUAUGAACAAACAACAACUGGAUGCAUCGUGUCACGAGUGCAGCACAAUUGUAGAUGGCAGUGAUAGUCUUAAUGAUGAAUUAUUACAGACAACAUUUAAAUGGAUGUUCUGGUCACCACAUCAUCUUGUAAAGGAUGAUGUGUUCUUUGCACCUUCAUCGCCUUCCUGUAUUAUUGAUAAUAACAGUUGGGUACCUACCCCUUGUUUGUCGCCCGUGACUUCCCCUUCCGACUUCUUGUACGACCGAGAACCAUUAUUUGAUGGUAUUGAUUAUUACUAUGGUGGUGCUGAAGAAGAUAAAACCGAUCACUGUACCGAUUCACCAGUAAAUAACUCAAUAAUUAUGCAUCAAACACCUGAUGAUGAUGAUGAUUGGUCAGCCUUAUUUAACGGUGAUAAUUAUGACUUUUUACCAUUAACACCAUCCUCUACUGAAGAAGAAGGCCAAGAAACAUUAUCAGAAGAUGACGAAGAAGAUCAAGAAUAUUUAGAUGAAUCUCCUCCUAUACAGGUUAUGAACGGGACUACAGAAUCAAAACAACAUAAUCCCUUAAAAAGAACAAUUGAAGAAUCAUCUUUAUUAUUUACACCUUCAAAAAAAUCAAAAUCUUCGACUGUCUUUGAAAAUCUCACUAAAUUGGGCAUCGACUGGUGUAGAUACUGUGGUACAACAGAAGGUGUUAAUUGGAGGCCAGGCCCAUGGGGUAAAAGAACAUUAUGCAAUAAACAUGGUUGUGAUUAUAAAGGCUACGGUCUGGCUAGUAGGUUACCAAGACUGGAUCUGUCUGCAUUUGCUAAAGAAAGGCUACAAGAUCGUCAAAGGCCAAUAGUGCAGCAAUUUUGUGUUAUUUGUCAAUCCCCUGAAAAGACGCUAGAUAAACUGAUCCCAUGUCAAGGUGGCUGUUCUCGCGCAUAUCAUCAAUAUUGCCACUCUAUUAAAAAUACUUCUUCGGCAUGGUACUGUAGUACUCAAUGUCAAGAAAACAAGUUAAAGAAUAAGGUCGUUGUUGACCUGCCAAGAAAAUACCUGCCUUUGAUGCGUUUACAGCAACAAAAGCAUCAUUUAUAACCCCCACCACCACCACCGCCAUUUCAUUUUUAUAUAUUUUCUCUUGUUUAUACGCACAUACUAUACAUAAAAAAAUAAAUAUAUCUUCCGGUAAUAUAAGGGAAUGCAUAUUCCAACUUAUUUACUUUUAAACUAAUACAAAAA